Molecule: messenger RNA, 228 nt
Organism: Podospora pseudocomata
Lineage: Eukaryota; Fungi; Ascomycota; Sordariomycetes; Sordariales; Podosporaceae
Exons: 1
Coding region: 1-228 (75 amino acids)
Source: RefSeq, a predicted model, not a curated record
AUGGCUCCAAAGCCCCAUGUUCAGUACCACGAAGAUCUCAGACAAGCCAGCAAUUUUUGGAUAUCUUCAGGCGGGACAAUGAGAUCUUCUGAAACUCGAUGCAUCAGGACGCCCACGAUAACACGGCCUAUGCGCGGUGACACGCUCGGCGCCCAUUACACCCGCGCAGCCGUCAACUGCACUCUUCAACAGGUUGUCCUAGCUCAGACAGCCCGGCCCACCCUGUGA